Messenger RNA from Peromyscus californicus insignis, 1510 nucleotides. RefSeq names its product OTU deubiquitinase with linear linkage specificity (gene Otulin). Bases 106 to 1164 code for a protein of 352 amino acids. The record is from RefSeq and is a predicted model, not a curated record. The transcript is spliced from 7 exons. NCBI's taxonomy places the organism in Eukaryota, Metazoa, Chordata, Mammalia, Rodentia, Cricetidae. Gene Ontology annotation, molecular function: cysteine-type deubiquitinase activity. Gene Ontology annotation, biological process: protein linear deubiquitination.
ACGCUCACGGAAGCGCUCUGCGGACCUCGCGAGGCGCGGGUGCAGCGGCACAGCCACGGCCCCGGGACGGCGGGAGCGCAGGGCCCGGCGGCGUGGCGGCCGCCCAUGAGUCGGGGAACCAUGCCUCAGCCCGGAGCGUGGCCCGGAGCGAGCUGCGCCGAGACGCCGGCGCGCGAGGCGGGGGCCGCGGCGCGGGAGGGCGGGAAGGUGACGACCGGCGCGCAGCCCCGGGCCGCGAUGCGGUGCCCGGCCGAGCACGAGGAGGACAUGUACCGUGCUGCAGAUGAAAUAGAAAAGGAGAAAGAAUUGCUAAUACAUGAAAGAGGGAUAUCAGAACCCAGGCUAAGUGUGGCUCCUGAAAUGGAUAUUAUGGACUACUGCAAAAAAGAAUGGAGGGGAAAUACUCAGAAAGCCACGUGUAUGAAAAAGGGCUAUGAGGAAGUUUCUCAGAAAUUCACAUCUAUAAGGCGAGUACGUGGUGAUAAUUACUGCGCGCUGAGGGCCACACUGUUCCAGGCCAUGAGCCAGCUGGCGGAGCUGCCCCUCUGGCUGCAGGACCCAGAGCUCACGCUGUUACCAGAGAAGCUGAUAAACAAGCACAGCUGGAUCAAGCAGUGGAAACUCGGACUGAGGUUUGAUGGAAAGAAUGAGGACCUGGUUGAAAGAAUUAAGGAGUCUCUUGCCCUGCUGAGGAAGAAGUGGGCGAGCCUGGCUGAAAUGAAGACUGCUGAAGCCAGGCAGCUAGCGUGUGAUGAACUGUUCACAAAUGAAGAAGAGGAGUACAGCCUCUAUGAAGCUGUCAAAUUUCUAAUGUUAAACAGAGCUAUCGAACUCUAUGAUGAUAAAGAGAAGGGAAAGGAAGUUCCGUUUUUUUCUGUGCUCUUGUUUGCUCGAGACACAUCAAGUGACCCUGGACAGCUGCUAAGGAACCACCUAAACCAGGUGGGACACACUGGUGGCCUUGAACAGGUUGAAAUGUUCCUUCUUGCCUAUGCUGUUCGCCACACCAUCCAGGUGUACCGGCUGUCCAAGUAUAACACCGAGGAGUUCAUCACAGUCUAUCCUACUGACCCCCCCAAGGACUGGCCAAUGGUGACCCUCAUAGCUGAGGACGAUCGGCACUAUAACAUCCCUGUCAGAGUGUGUGAGGAGACAAGUCUAUGAGAGACCCACAGGUGGACAGCCAUGGGAUGCAGCGCAGGUGCACACGCAGCUCCUCCUCUGAGGGCCUCAGGUCUGCAGCUCUCCAAGAACCAUCUGGGAGAACUCUUGGGCCCCUGGAGCCAAGUUGGACUGUGAUGUUCUGAAGAGUAGCUUGUAAUGAGAACUAGCCAAGUCUUCACUCACUGUUCUCUCUGUUACACAGUGUGAUUCACUGGGGGCUUCAGCACGUGCCUUUGGAAGUACAAACUGUGUCUCCAUAAGGCAGAUGCUUUUGUGUCAGAGGAAACUGUUUGGAAAGGAGUAUGUCCAAUGAAAGUUCUGACGGUAAACUGGUUGUACUUUUUCA